Pistacia vera is the source of this 6779-nucleotide messenger RNA. RefSeq lists its product as uncharacterized. The coding region runs from base 60 to 6779 and encodes 2239 amino acids. Gene Ontology annotation, molecular function: ADP binding; ATP hydrolysis activity. Lineage: Eukaryota; Viridiplantae; Streptophyta; Magnoliopsida; Sapindales; Anacardiaceae. The record is from RefSeq and is a predicted model, not a curated record. The transcript has 9 exons.
CCGUUUCUCACUUUUUUCUUUAUAUCCACUAGUCAUAAAUAUCUCACAAGAAUUAGGCAAUGGCUCAAGAAAUAGCUGUGGCUGCUGGUACUGAAGUUGUAAAAGAGGCUACAUCAGAUAUAUAUGGUUUGCUUAAACAGCAGAUCUCUUAUGUGUUCAAGUACCAGAACUACAUCAACGAUCUCAAGAAACAAGUUUUGGAGCUCAGAAAUAAAAGACAGAUGGUGCAGAAACCUGCAGAGUCUGCUGAAAGACAAGGGGAAGAGAUUUAUGAACUUGUUACAACAUGGCUGAGUGACGUGCAUGAGUUCACUGAAGAGGUAGCAAAAUCUAUCAUUGAGGAUGAAGAUAAAGUAAACAAGGGCGGCUGUUUCAAAUUGGCGUCAUGUCCUAAUUUGAUUCAACGUUACAGGCUUGGCAAAAAAGCAAUGAACGCCACAAUAAAUGGUGCGGAUCUGUUGGGGAAAGGAAACUUUAGUCAUGUUUCUUACCGUCCUGCUCUACAGAGGACAGAAUCCAUGUAUGUUAGAGGGUAUGAGGCCUUUGAUUCUAGAAUGCAAGUUUUGCAGGAAAUUAUGGACACAUUGAAGGAUGUUAAUGUUAACAUGAUUGGGGUGUAUGGGAUGGGAGGUGUGGGCAAAACCACACUGGUGAAAAAAGUAGCUUGGCUGACUAAGGAAAACAAGUUAUUUGAUGAGGUGGCCGUGGCUGAGGUAACACAAACCCCAGACUACAAAAAAAUUCAAGAACAAAUUGCUUUUGAUUUAGGCCUGGAAUUUGGGCAGGAGAGUGAAUAUCAGAGAGCUGGUUUACUACGAAAUAGGAUAAAGAAGGAGAAGAAUGUACUUGUAAUAUUCGAUAAUAUUUGGACGAAAGUCGACUUGGAUGCAAUUGGAAUUCCUUUCGGAGAUGCUGAGGGAGAAAGAAAUGAUGAUACCAUUGGAAUUCAUUUGGUAGAUGCUGAGAGAGAAAGAAAUGAUGACAAGACUAGGAGAUGCACAAUAUUGUUAACUUCUAGAAGACAAGACUUAUUAUCCAAGGAUAUGAACACUCAGAAGAACAUCCAUGUUCCUCCUUUAUCUGAUAAAGAUGCAUGGAAUUUGUUUGUGAAGAUUGUGGGUGAUUUGGCAGAAAGUUCUGACUUCCAACCUAUAGCUACUGAGAUUGUAAAAAAAUGUGCAGGUUUGCCAGUGGCAAUUUCAGUAAUUGCAAAUGCACUGAGAAAUGAGAGUCUUUAUACUUGGAAAGAUGCUCUGACUCAGCUUAAAAAGUCUAACCCAAGAUGCAUUCCAGGUAUGGAUGAUACUUUGUACUCUACUAUAGAAUUGAGUUACAAAUUUUUGAAAGACGAGGAAGCACAGUCACUAUUUCUACUUUGUGCUCUAGCUGCUGAAGGUAUUAAUAUUUCUAUUGCUGACUUGCUGAAAUAUGCUUUUGGUUGGGGCUUGUUUCAAAAUGUGGAUACAUUGGAAGAAGGACGGAAUAGAUUGCAUUCGUUGAUAAAUCAUCUCAAAGGUUCAUGUUUGUUGUUGGAUGGUGACAGUAACGAUCAUGUUAAAAUGCAUGACAUCAUUCAUGCUGUUGCUGUAACUAUUGCUUCCUCAAAGUUUAUGUUUAAUAUUCAAAAUGCCACUGUUUUGGAGAAGAAAAUAUCCAAAAAAUCAGCCGCUAUAUCUCUGCCUUACAGAAAAGUUUCUUAUGAGCUUCCUAAAAGGUUGGAAUGUCCGGAACUCAUGUUCUUUUUGCUGUAUACUAGAAACCAAUCUCUUCAAGUCCCUGAUAUCCUUUUUGAAGGGAUAAAAGAAAUCAAUGUUUUAGUUUUGACCGGAAUACAUUUCUUGUCAUUACCUCCAUCUCUUUGUUGCCUAAAGAAAAUUCGAACAUUGUGUUUGGAUGGCUGCAUGCUAGGAGAUGUAGCAAUAAUUGGAGAGCUAAAUACAUUGGAGAUUCUUAGCUUUUUGAACUCUGAUAUAGAACAGUUGCCCAGUGAGAUUGGACAGUUGACGCAGUUAAAGUUAUUAGAUUUGAGCAAUUGUUUAAAGCUUAAAGUAAUUGCUCCAAAUGUCAUUUCAAGCUUGUCACAGUUAGAAGAACUAUAUAUGGGCAAUAGCUUUGUUCAAUGGGAGGCUGAUGGAGCCAAUAGUCAAGGACGAAGAAGGAAUGCUAGUCUUGGUGAGUUGAAGCGGUUGUCUAACCUAAGAGCUUUACAUCUUCACAUUCCAGAUAUCCGGGUUAUGCCACAAGACAUGUUCUUUGAGAAGUUGAAUAGUUAUAAAAUACUUAUAGGAGACAAAUGGAAUUGGUCCUAUAAAUAUGACUUUUCAACUUCAAGAACGUUAAAACUCAAGAUCAGUGCUAAUAAUUAUCUAGGGCAAGGGGUUCGAACUUUGUUGAAGAGAGUUGAAGAUCUGUACCUGAAUGAAAUGAAUGGUGUAAGAAAUGUUCUUUAUAAACUACAUGAGGAGGGUUUUCCACAUUUAAAGCAUCUGCUUGUACAAGAUGGUCUCGAGCUUUUGUAUAUUGUCAACUCAUUUACUGGCAAACUUGCGUUUCCCAAGUUGGAGGCCUUGGUCCUUCGCCAUUUGAUUAAUUUGGAGAAGAUAUGUCAUGGCCAAUUCAAUGCAGAGUCUUUCAGCAAAUUAAGGAUACUGAAAAUAGAAAAAUGUGACAGAUUGAAGUAUCUCUUUGCAUCCUCCGUGGCAAAAAACCUUACUCAGCUACAAGAAAUGGAAGUGACUGAUUGUAAGAACCUAGAAGAGAUUUUUGGUGAAGAAAGUAAAGACUAUGGUGAUGAAAUUGAAACAGAUGAUAUGAUUGAGUUCAAUCAAUUGUGUUCUCUAACACUACAACAUCUACCACAGUUCAUAAAGAUUGGAUCUGACAUGAGGGUCGUCUUUCCAAGACUGGAGAAGUUGAAACUGUGCUCAAUUAAUAUUGAGAAUACUUGGCUUGAUCAACCUUUGGCAAUGUCUUCUUAUAGUCAAUGCUUAAAAAGCUUAACCGUGGAGGAGUGUAAUGGCUUGAAAUUUUUGUUUUCAUCCUCCAUGGUCAAAAGUCUUAACCAACUCCAUAAACUUGUGAUAGGCAACUGUAAGUCAAUGGAAGUAAUAAUUGACUCAAAAAAGGAAGAAGGAGAAGAAAGGAUAAUUGAUAUGAGUUUUCCGAAACUAUUCUACCUGAAGCUUGAAGUUCUGCCAAAACUUGUGACUUUUGGCAUCGGGAAUUCAAUCGAAUUCCCGUCUUUAAAUGAACUUCAUAUUGAUGGUUGCUCUAAUUUGAAGACAUUCUUCUGCAAAUCUAUUUAUCCAGGCACGGUGAGAGAAGAACCUAAAGAAGAGUUGAACUUGGAGAACUACUUUAUUGAUAUAAACCCUCUUUUUGAUGAAAAGGUUGCUUUCCCAAGCUUGGAGGUGAUGGUACUAUUACACUUGGAUAACUUGCAAUUGAUAUGGAACAGCCAACAACUCCAUGUGGAAUCCUUUUGCAAACUAAAAAAAGUGAGAGUCAAAUUCUGUGAAAAGUUAAAGACUAUUGUUCCAUCUAAUUCGCACGGACUUCUCACCUUUCACAAUCUGAAAGAGCUAACCGUGGAAAAUUGUUGGAGUAUGAGAAGUGUCUUUCCGGUUACUAUAGCUACUGGUCUCGUGCAACUUAAUGACCUUUGUUUAGUCUCCUGUGGGUUGGAGAAAAUUGUUUCUGAGAAGGAAGUUAACGGGGCCCCUAGAUUUUUUUUUCCACAAUUAACAAACUUCCGCCUCUAUAAUUUACCAGAACUCAAAUGUUUCUACCCAGGGUUCCAUACAAUAGAGUGGCCAAUCCUAAAAUUUGUGGCUGUGUAUGGUUGCAAGAAGAUAAAAAUAUAUGCUUCAGAAUUUCCUAGCUUCCAAAGGAAAGAUGAUGGGGAAAGCCAACCUGCCAUUUUUCUGUUAGAAAAGGUCAUACCGAAUUUGGAAGCGUUGGCUUUAGAUGCGCAUGACUUCAAAUUGACAUUCCUCCACUGUGAUCUAGCUGAGAGCUUUGGAAAACUUAAAACACUUUUGCUAUGUUACUUUGAUGAUGAAUAUGUUGCUUCUCUGUCCGGUUUCCUUCAAAGGUUAAAUUGUUUGGAAUCACUUUGGUUUGUUGGUAAUAGUUUCAAAGAGCUAUUCCCCUAUGAACAAGGACAUAUAUGGAAACAAGAUUUACGAGGGGACACAUUUCUUCAAAAUCUUCAAACUCUACAAGUAGUUAGCUGCGAUGGACUAGUCAGCAUACUUACAUGCUCAGCAGCCAAAGCUCUUGUCAAUCUCACAACAACGACAAUAAGAGACUGCAAGUUAGUGAUAGAGAUAAUAGCUAAGGAGGGGGACAGAGAAGAGGAGAUUGUUUUUGGCCAAUUGAAAGUUUUGGAGCUUUAUUGUUUAUCAAGCCUCACAUUCUUUUGCUCAACCAAUUAUUCCUUUAAAUUCCCUUGUUUGGAGCAAGUUAUUGUGAGUCAAUGCCCAAAAUUAAAGAUCUUCUCUCAGGGAGUCUUAAGCACACCUUUGCUAAAGAGAGUACAAUUGACGAGAGAGGGUGACCCAGAAUAUUUUUGGAAGGAGGACCUCAACUCCACUAUCAAGCAAAUGUUUACAGAUAUGGUUGGUUUCCGUAGCUUUGAACAUUUGACACUCUCUCAAUUCCCCAACUUGAAAGAAAAAUUAUGGAAUGGUCAGACACCAAUCGACUUAUUCUGGAAUUUAAAGUCAUUAGAAGUGGAUAACUUUUCAGAUAUGUCAAGUGCUAUUCCAUCCAAUGUGUUAUGCGGCUUCAAAAAUCUGGAAAUGUUGGAUGUAAGAAGUUGUGAGUCACUAGAACAAGUGUUUGAUUUGGAGGAAAAUCGUCAAGAAAUUCUGGGCUUAAAGAAAUUGAAAUCAUUGAAAAUUGGCAAUUGCAACAGGUUGAGAUAUAUAUUUACACCAUGGAUACUGUUGGGUCUUGUUCAACUCCAAGCGAUAGAAGUGAAAAACUGUGCUUUGAUAGAAGUGAUCAUCAAAAAAGAACCGCAAAAGGAUGCAGUGAGUGAUAAAAUCGUAAUCCCUCAAUUAAACUCUGUUGUGCUUGAGUCACUGCCUAACUUGACAAGCUUCUAUUCGGGAAGUGAAAUUUUGGAAUGUCCUCCCUUGGAAACUAUUAUCAUUAAGGACUGUCAAAAGAUACAUAUGAAGGAGUUUGGUAUCCAUCUUGCAUCUCUUUUCACCGUAAAGGUUGUAUUACCCAGCUUGGAAGCAUUUUCUUGCUUCCAAAAUUUAACAAUAUUGGUCAUCGAUGGCUUUGAUCAUUUAAAAUAUUUAUUCCCAUCUUCAAUGGUCAAAAGUAUUUUCAGACUGAAGGAGCUUCAGAUAUCUAACAGUAAGUUCAUGGUAAGAAUAAUAGAUGAAGAUGAAGAGAGAUCAAGUACGAUGCUGUUUCCUAAAUUAUACGAGCUGAAGCUUAGAGAUCUUCCAAAACUCACAACAUUCAGCAACUCCACUUCAAAUUUUGUUGUAAUGCCAUCCUUAUUCAGAUUGUGGAUUGACAAUUGCCCUGGUGUUCAAACAUUCAUCUCCAGUUCUAUAUUUGGUGACAUGACAUUAUCAAGCAAAGAACAUGAAGAAACGAAUGCAAAAGAGAACUUUACUCAAAUGCAUUCUCUUUUCGAUAAAAAGGUAAGAUUCCCUAGUUUGGAGAGAUUGCAAAUUAGUUAUGCUGAUGAGUUGGUUAAAAUAUGGGACGAUCAGAUCUCUUUGGAUUCCUUCUGCAAAUUAAAUCGUGUGUUUGUACGAUUUUGUAAAAGACUUGUAAGUGUUUUUCCAUCUAACAUGUUUGGGAGUCACCAGAAACUAGAGACGUUGAUAGUAGAAAAUUGUGAUUCAGUUGAAGAGAUAUUUGAAGUGCUUGAGGAAAGGUCUAGUGAGGUGGAGGAAAUUGUUGACAAGAAGGAAGCAGUCCCUACGUUUGUGUUCUCUAACUUUGCCUUGCUAUCUCUACAGAUGCUACCGAGUCUCAAAAGUUUAUACCCAAAAGUACAUAUUUCUGAAUGGCCAAUUUUAGAAGUGAUGAAGGUAUAUGGAUGUGAUAACGUGGAGAUAUUUGCUUCAGAAUUUUUGAGCAUCCAAGGGACUUAUGGAGAAAAUCAACAACCACUGUUCUUGGUUUGCAAGGAUGCAUUCCCUAGGUUGGAAGAACUGGAGUUAUGUGAAAUGCCCAGGUUGUUGCAUCUAUGGAGAGGAAAUUCUCAGCCUAGCAAUGCUUGUCAAAAUCUGAAGACUUUGAGAGUAUCUGGAUGUGGCAGUUUAGAAAAUUCAUGGUCAUCAUCAGUGUCUUUCCAGAAUUUGGAGACUUUGCAAGUUUCAAAGUGUGAUGGAUUGAGAUAUUUACUGACCCCUUUAAAAGCUAAAACUCUGGAUCAACUUACAAGAAUGAAUGUAUCUGAUUGCAAAAUGAUGGGGGAAAUUAUAACACGUAUGGGAGAUGAAGUACUGCAAGAUCCAAUUGUUUUCAACAGAUUAAACUAUUUGGAACUGGACUGUUUGUCCAGCCUUAAAAGCUUUUGUUGUGGGGAUUAUACUCUUGAAUUCCCAUCCUUGAAAAAAGUAAUUGUCAGACAAUGCUUGAAGAUGGAGACUUUUUGUCAUGGAGUCAUAAGCACACCAGAGCUAGAAAGACUACAGUGGACAGGAGGAGAGGAUGAAGUAGAAGAAUGUUGGGAAGGCAACCUUAAUUCCACCGUACAACAUUGGUUGAAAAAUAUGAAUGUGCAGAGCUCCAAAGAAGAUUGA